AUGACUUUUUUAAGUCAUUCAGGUUUUCGAGUUGCCAUAUUACAACUGACUGUUACAGCCGACAAAUCAACAAAUGUGGCUAUCGCGGUGGAAAGAAUACGGAUGGCGAAGAUUAAUGGUUGCACAUUAGCUAUACUGCCCGAAUGUUUCAAUGCACCAUAUGACACUACCUUGUUCAGACAAUAUGCUGAAGUUAUUCCUGGUGGCAAAACAUGUAAUGCUCUGUCUCAGGCUGCCAAAUUAAAUCAAAUGUACGUUGUUGGUGGUUCAAUUCCUGAGAUAUGUGAUGAAAAAGUUUACAACACGUGUACGGUUUGGGAUCCUGAUGGAAAUUUGAUAGCCAAACAUAGAAAAGUGCAUUUAUUUGAUGUAAGCAUACCUGGUAGUACUUGCUUCAAAGAAUCUGAUGCCAUGUCGGCGGGCAAUACACUUAAUACAUUUCAGUUGGGAAAAUUUAAGAUUGGGCUAGGUAUUUGUUAUGAUAUACGAUUUUCAGAGAUGGCAGCAUUAUAUCGAAAACAAGGAUGUGAUAUGUUAAUAUACCCUGGUGCCUUUUGUACGGAGAUUGGACCUUUACAUUGGAGUUUGUUAACUAGAUUCAGAGCUAUGGAAAAUCAAGCAUUUGUAGCUGUCGCUUCUCCGGCCAGAGUUACUGAUUCCAGUUAUGUAGCAUGGGGUCAUUCAAUGAUUGUGGAUCCAUGGGGUAAAGUUUUAGGUGAAGCUACUGAAAAGGAUAUGGAUUUAUAUAGAGAUCUUGACUUUGGUGUACGAGAAAACAUAAGACGGCAAAUACCCACGGAAUACCAGAGAAGAACUGACAUGUAUGACACAAUUGAUAUGACAAAUAAAAUAAAUAAUUAA
Messenger RNA from Macrosiphum euphorbiae (potato aphid), 861 nucleotides. Lineage: Eukaryota; Metazoa; Arthropoda; Insecta; Hemiptera; Aphididae. The record is from the annotation of a GenBank genome assembly.